Messenger RNA from Alligator mississippiensis (American alligator), 3257 nucleotides. RefSeq names its product myotubularin related protein 1 (gene MTMR1). Lineage: Eukaryota; Metazoa; Chordata; Crocodylia; Alligatoridae. The record is from RefSeq and is a predicted model, not a curated record. The transcript is spliced from 16 exons. The coding region runs from base 26 to 2017 and encodes 663 amino acids. Gene Ontology annotation, biological process: phosphatidylinositol dephosphorylation. Gene Ontology annotation, molecular function: phosphatidylinositol-3,5-bisphosphate 3-phosphatase activity.
AGGUGUAGGGGGGGGCGGCGGCGCCAUGGAGCGGGCCGCGGCAGCCGAGGGCGGCGGGACGCGCCGGGCGGCCAGGCCGGGCUCCCGGCAGCCCAGCACCGAGGCGCUGGACAGCCCUACAGGGUCACAUGUUGAGUGGUGUAAACAGCUCAUAGCUGCUACCAUUUCUAGUCAGAUUUCAGGGUCGGUGCCAUCAGAGAGCGUAUCCAGAGAUUACAGGGAGAUUCAGGAUGGACACAAUGGCUAUCAUUCUGAAGCAGAAGCUGAUCAGGCACUGAGAGAUGGGAACAAGCUGGCACAGAUGGAAGAGGCACCACUUUUUCCUGGAGAAUCCAUCAAAGUUAUUGCUAAAGAUGUCAUGUAUAUCUGUCCAUUUAUGGGAGCAGUCAGUGGUACGCUGACAGUAACGGACUACAGGCUGUAUAUCAAAAGCAUUGAGAGGGAUCCACCUUUUGUUCUUGAUGUUCCCCUUGGAGUAAUAAGUAGAGUUGAAAAGAUUGGGGCACAGAGCCAUGGAGACAACUCCUUUGGGAUAGAAAUUGUGUGCAAGGAUAUGAGAAACUUGAGGCUUGCCUACAAACAGGAAGAACAAAGCAGACUGGAGAUUUUUGAGAACCUUGUAACGCGUGCGUUUCCUGUCUCUAAUGGGCUGCCACUUUUUGCAUUCAGCUAUAAAGAAAAAUUUCCUAUCAAUGGCUGGAAAGUUUAUGAUCCAAUGGCAGAAUAUAAGAGGCAGGGUUUGCCCAACGAGAGUUGGAAAAUAUCCAGAAUUAACAGCACUUUUGAACUCUGUGAUACUUAUCCUGCCAUCCUUGUUGUGCCAACCAGUGUGAAGGAUGACGACCUCUCAAAAGUGGCAGCGUUUAGAACCAAAGGAAGAGUUCCAGUGUUAUCGUGGAUUCAUCCCGAGAGCCAGGCAACCAUAACACGCUGCAGCCAGCCUCUGAUAGGACCAAAUGACAAACAUUGCAAAGAAGAUGAAAAAUACUUACAAACCAUAAUGGAUGCCAAUGCCCAGUCGCACAAGCUUAUCAUCUUUGAUGCCAGGCAAAAUAGUGUUGCUGAUGCAAACAAAGUAAAAGGUGGAGGCUAUGAAAAUGAAAGUUCCUAUCCUAAUGUUGAACUGGUUUUUUUGGAAAUUCAUAACAUUCAUGUGAUGAGAGAAUCACUGCGCAAACUGAAAGAAAUAGUUUAUCCUGCUAUUGAUGAGGCUCGGUGGUUGUCCAACAUAGAUUCAACACACUGGUUGGACUACAUAAGGAUGCUUCUUGCUGGAGCAGUCAGAAUUGCUGAUAAAAUCGAAUCUGGUAAAACAUCGGUGGUGGUACACUGCAGUGAUGGCUGGGAUCGAACUGCCCAGCUGACUUCAUUAGCCAUGCUUAUGUUGGACAGCUAUUAUCGAACUAUCAAAGGAUUUGAAACUCUUAUAGAAAAAGAGUGGAUAAGUUUUGGACAUCGGUUUGCCAUGCGAGUAGGCCAUGGAGAUGAUGAUCAUGCUGGUGCUGACAGAUCUCCCAUUUUCCUUCAGUUCAUUGAUUGUGUUUGGCAAAUGACAAGGCAGUUUCCUGCAGCUUUUGAAUUCAAUGAACUUUUUUUGGUCACCAUUUUGGAUCAUCUUUAUAGCUGCCUCUUUGGGACUUUUUUAUUCAACUGUGAACAAGAGCGCGUGAAAGAAGAAAUAAGCACAAAGACUGUAUCGUUAUGGUCCUAUGUUAAUAGUCAACUAGAUGAAUUUACAAACCCUUUCUAUGUAAACUAUGAACACCAUGUCCUGUAUCCAGUUGCCAGUCUGAACCACUUGGAGUUAUGGGUAAACUAUUAUGUCAGAUGGAAUCCACGAAUGCGGCCACAGGUGCCAAUUCAUCAGAAUCUGAAGGAGCUACUUGCCAUCAGAGCUGAGCUGCAGAAGAAGCUGGAAGAGCUGCAGCGGGAAGCUACUACUCGAUCCAUUUCUUCGUCCUCGGAUAGAGGAUCCUCCCCGUCUCACUCCGCCACGCCUGUGCACACUUCUGUCUGACGUAUGACAAGAGCCAUGGAAAGCAACUCAGGCCAGGUAUACUGAGAGAGGGGGCAGUUUUUUUUUUCCCUUCCUCAAGGACUGAGCGGCUUAAAAUUGCUACGAUCUACAUGCCUUACUCUGUGUCUGUUUUCUGUUACGAGGCCAAAAAGAGCUUCGGUAGUUGUGACGGUAUUUUCUUAUGUUGGCAGUUCCUGUGCGUCUGUUUUGACAUCUCUAGUUAAAUCACCAAUUGUAGAAUUUACUUUAUUUUGAGCAACCAACAAUUUAACCAUCUUAAAAAGGAACCCAUCUGUCAGACAGAUAAUGCAAGAGGCUUUUUGCUAUCUUGGGUACAGUGGCUGGUUGAGAAAACCAACUGAAAUGCCAUGUGACACUUGCGCUUAAUCAGAACAUUGUGAUUUUGUUGUUGUGAAUGGGAACUCUCUAUUUAACUCAGUACAUAUAUUUUUUUUAUACAGAGCAACUGUUAUUCUUGGGGAUGUGUUUGGGUAAUUGAUGCACUUUGAAACUGAUUUUAAAUUAGGUAUUUUCCAGUGCAGCCAGUUUUACAUUUUGAGUAAAUAUGUCAUUUAAAAUAAAUGGUUAUGAAGAUAGCAGGAUUUGCCAACUAUUGCACACUUAUUGGUACUUGUAUUGCUGUAAUAUAUUUGGUGAAGCAUGGAUUUUAGAUUUUUUUUAAUGCCUUUUUUUACAAGUUUGAAUGCGGUCUUUUGAUUAGUUUAUUGUCAGUUUCACCGUCAAGUGAGGUGUGAGCUUAAUCGCGUCAGCGUCUCGUGCGAAGUACCAUUAGCUUUCUAGUAAAGGCAGUGUUUUGGCUUAGACUGGCACUGAACCGUGUAGUCCACAACUUCGCAUUUUCUUACGUGUAUCCUGUUAAACAUGUACACACACAAUUCUCCGUGUGCUUGAGUGUGUGUACGCAAUGCUAAACGCAUGUACACACACUCUCUCAGUUUUAUAUUUUAUGUGUUCAGAAAAAUGGUUCCUGCCUCUCCAAACAUUUUGGAAGAUAUUAACCUGUAACAACUUUGUUUGACAAAGAUUUUAAAUCACUUGAUCGUAGUUGGUUUCCUUGAAAUAACCUGUUGGCUUUUGCAAUGCUGCCAGCAGUUUUCUCAAAAGUGAAUAAGCAAAACCGGUUUCAAUCAGUUAUCCAUAUUUUUAUAUAAAGUAUUUAUUACUUGUUUUGUUUCCGUCUACCUGUCAGCCACCUUGAUUAAAGCUUUAUUUGAUCAAC